Messenger RNA from Linepithema humile (Argentine ant), 2770 nucleotides. The record is from RefSeq and is a predicted model, not a curated record. Lineage: Eukaryota; Metazoa; Arthropoda; Insecta; Hymenoptera; Formicidae.
AAACAUUUGCUCGCAUCACACUUGGUGCAUUUGUGCAGUGUAAAAAAUUUUUUAGUGCGGCGAUGGCUUGAGAUAUUCGUGAAAAUUCCAUUCGGUCGAUCGAUGUGUGUUUUGAGUGCCAUCCAGCAUCCGGAGCAAGGUGCAUUGAAGGAUUGAGAGAUCGUUGGAACAAAUUAAUCGAAGCAGUGGAUUGCUAUUUCAAGUAACGGGGUCAGCCCAAUCGAAGUGCAAUGACCAGGCUUCACCCCAGAGGAACCGCCUUCUUGAUCACGGUUAACCCCAGCAUAAGGUAUUUAGAAUUAGACAAGAUGAUGUCUGAUCGGAAAGCUGAGUUAGAGAGGAAGAAGGCAAAACUGCAGGCUAUUAGGGAAGAAAAAGAAAGGCGCAGAAGGGAAAAAGAACAGAAAGAUGUAGAGGAAGCAACUGUCCGUGCUGCCGGCACGGAUAAAGAUCAACGCAAGGAGAUAGAUGCAAUGUUGUCCUCCUUGGGUGUAGCACCGGUAUCAGAUGUACUGUCUAGUUUAUCUAGCAUGAGUUCUUUAACACCUGAACAAAGUGCCAAUGCUACACCAGAUGCCAGUUUACAACCAUCUAGUAUAAACUCUGCUCAAAGUGCAGGACGAAGGAAGAAUCGGGAGCUCACAAUCGUUUCCGUGGCGCAUACAAACAUUCCUCCGAAGGAACCAGUUGUCUACAGCAAGCAAACGCAAACCAUUCAGACAACGCACACAUCCCACGACGGACUGUCCACAUCGUCCUCUGCAUACACCAUCUACUCCUCCUGUUCAACAACAACACCAACUCACUCUUGCUCCGCAGGCUACUUUGAGACUGACUGGUGGCGUCCCAGGAAAGGUGGGUCUGCACCAAACUACCUAUCUCAUGCAUUCGACUAUUACGACGAGUACAAUCUAAAUCCUGGUUUAGAAUGGGAGGACGAAUUUACAGUUUUGACAUUUGAUGAUGGCCAAGCCGAAGACGAGGAAAACAGCUUGCCGCACAUGGACGGUUUCCAGAGUAAGCUUCCACCAGGAAUUCUUCCUCAUGGAUUGCCGCAGGUUAAAGAAGUCCAGCCUGCUGUUACACAGGUAGAGCAAGAGAAACAGAAAGAAAAACCGAAGAAGGAAGUACGAGAGCUUAGCGAAGAGGAGAAGCAAAUGAUUAUCUUAUCGGAGGACUUUCAACGAUUUCUCGAUCGUACUAGCAGGAUUGUGGAGAGAGCAUUGGGUGAAUCUGUCGAUAUCUAUACCGAUUACACCGGCACAAUGGACGGUGAAGAUGGAAUGGACGAGAAGAGUCACCAACGACUCUGGCUAAAUCGUUCGUUCAUCUGCGAACGAUGGUCCCGUAAUCGUUGUGUGACUUCCAUGGACUGGUCGCCGCAAUUCCCCGAGCUUUUAGCAGCUUCGUAUAAUAACAAUGAUGACACACCGAACGAUCCCGAUGGAGUCUGUCUAAUCUGGAACACGAAAUUCAAGAAAACAACCCCGGAGUUUAUCUUCCAUUGUCAGUCACCCGUUAUGUCUACCACGUUUGCCAGAUUCCAUCCGAAUUUGAUCCUGGGCGGCACUUACUCCGGCCAGAUUGUACUUUGGGACAACCGAGUACAGAAGAGAACUCCAAUUCAACGCACUCCAUUGUCCGCUACCGCGCACACUCAUCCGGUAUACUGUUUGAGCGUCGUUGGAACGCAAAACGCGCACAAUUUGAUCAGUAUUUCGACCGAUGGCAAAUUGUGCUCAUGGAGUCUAGACAUGUUGUCACAACCACAAGAGGCAUUGGAAUUACACACGAAGCAGUCGAAGGCGAUUGCCGCCACGUGCUUGGCCUUUCCGCACGGUGACGUUAACAAUUUCGUAAUGGGAAGCGAGGACGGGACCGUUUAUUCAGCCUGUCGACACGGUAGCCGCGCCGGAUUGACGGAAACGUACGAAGGUCAUCAAGGACCAGUCACUGGCAUUAGCGCACACGCGGUGCAGGGUGGAAUAGAUUUCUCCCAUCUGUUCCUAACAUCCUCCCUCGACUGGACCAUCAAACUCUGGAGUUUGAAAGAAAACAAGCCGCUAUACUCUUUCGAACACAAUGGUGACUAUGUCUACGACGUCGCCUGGUCACCGACGCAUCCGGCAUUAUUCGCUUCCGUUGACGAUUCGGGCAGACUAGAUCUGUGGAAUCUGAACCAAGAUACAGAGGUACCUACCGCCAGCGUCGUGGUCGACGGGUGUCCAGCUCUGAACAGAGUGUCUUGGACGCCGAGCGGAUUGCAUGUUACCGUCGGUGACGAUACUGGUAAAAUAUGGGUCUAUGAUGUCGCAGAGCAUUUAGCUCAUCCAAGACUCGACGAAUGGAACAAGUUCUUGUACACGCAACAGGAUCUGAAGAACAACAAGGCGGAUGAAGAACUGGAUAAACUUAAUCUUAGUUCCGGCCCGUCUUCUUUAACCUCUAUGACAUCCAUUUCUUCAGUUCCUCUGAGAUAAAAAUUUAUCACUUAAAUAACUUUCUGUUCUAAGAUAGUUAAUCGCUCUAAAUACUUUUUCUUUGAUAUUGGUCAAACUGAUAAUACUUGCAAUCAUAUAAAAUAAUAAAAAAAGAAAAAAAAGUUUUAGUUAAUGCUUCGAUGAUUUUCUAGACGUAAAAAUUGAACAACUAGUCGCCAAUUUUCUACCCUUUGAUGUUAAUGAAAGUUGGCUAAAUUGAAACAAGUCUUAACACUAAAAAUAUAUCUAUUAUGUGUUAAAGAUAUUAAUAAAAAUUCUAAUAGAUAUAU